UUAAAAAAAGAUUGACACGUUUGAAGUUGAUUUUUGAGUUUCUUUUCUCUGGCCGAGAUUUUCUCGAAUGGCUUUCUAAAUUAGUAAAUUGUAAAUAGUUAUUUAUUACCUAGUUAAUCCAGCAAUGGCUAGUCCCAGAACAAGACGACUACUGCAGGAAUUAAAGCCCAACAAUGAAAACGAUAAAUGUUUCGAAUGUGGCACUCUAAACCCACAAUGGGUGUCCGUUACAUAUGGAAUAUGGAUUUGCCUGGAAUGCUCUGGAAAGCAUCGAGGAUUAGGUGUACAUUUGUCGUUUGUACGUUCGGUUACGAUGGAUAAAUGGAAAGAUAUAGAAUUGGAGAAAAUGAAAGCAGGAGGAAAUCGGAAUGCCAGAGUAUUUUUCGAAGCUCAACCCGAUUGGGAUGAUAACAUGAACAUUCAGCAGAGAUACAACACAAAAGCAGCAGCAUUAUACAGAGAUAAGAUUUCAACUUUAGCUCAAGGAAAACAAUGGGAUGAGAGGAAAUCCCCAGCUCAAAAUUACACGAGUAGUAUAAUCGGCAUGAAUUCAACUCAUUCCGGAUCGAAAGAAACCUACUCGUCUUCCUCUUAUCAAUCAUCAUCGUCUUACAACGCCGAUUUGACGGGUUUUGUGGAGACUCAAGAAUGCAAGGAUCAAACGCAAGCGUAUUUUUCUAGGAAACAAACGGAGAACGCCAAUAGACCAGAUAAUCUCCCUCCUAGCCAAGGAGGCAAAUACAGCGGAUUCGGUUACACCGCGAAUCCCCCUCCGCGUAGCCAAUCUCAAGAAUUUGUAGACACCGCAAUUUCAUCAUUAGCUAGUGGCUGGUCGUUUCUUUCAUCAUCUGCGACGAAAUUGGCGAGCAAAGCGUCAGAGAACGCCGUCAAAUACGGGGGAUUAGCUAGUCAGAAGGUAGUUGAAGUUAGUUCGCAUGUAGGGGAAAAGGUUAAAGAAGGGACUUUGUUGGACGAUUUGGGUUGUCAAGUUACUAGUUUAACGAAUAAGAUGGGAGAAUUGGGCAGGAAAGGUUGGAAGGAAAUCAGCAAUCUAAACAACGACGGUAACAGCGGUGGUUACGGUGAAAUGGCCGGCGAAAACUACUCGCCCAGCGAAAAAUCCUCCCUAUACAGCCAAGGAAACGGUUACGUUAGAGAAGAAGAUUGGAGCUACGCCAGUCAACACGGUUCUAAAGCCUCGAGCCCGAAGUCGCCGAACGAGAGCUGGGAGGGCGGCUGGAGCGGCUACCAGAACGAAGACAACGGCAGUUAUCAGUCGGGUUUGAAGAAUUAUUCGUCGAAUAGCGCCGCGUCUCCGACGGAAAAGGCCGGCAGGACCACCGGCAAGGCGGAAUCGAAGGCGAAAGAAGGGAAAAAUACUUGGAACGAUAACAAGUGGGGCGAUGAUGAACUGUGGGAGAGUUUGAACAAGUAAAUUCAAUAGGCAAUUUCGAUAUUAUAUCAGUGUGGUUACGAUUAAUUGAUAUAAUUACACACGUUUAAUUACUACCUUUAGCUUGAAGAAAAAAAUUUUUAAUAAUAGUGAAAAAUUGAGAACAAGUGAUUUGUUGUAAUUAUUAAAAAAAAUAUGUAAAUGUUCAUUAAAAUAAGGACAGGUAAACUUACUAU
This is a messenger RNA of Phyllotreta striolata, 1629 nucleotides long. Lineage: Eukaryota; Metazoa; Arthropoda; Insecta; Coleoptera; Chrysomelidae. The record is from the annotation of a GenBank genome assembly.